AUGAGAGAUGCAGAUACUUGUACAAGAUUUCUUUCCGAAGCAGAUGAUGCUGUUUCAUUAGCAUUUAAAAAAUCAGAGAUACCUCGACUACCUCUUAUUUCGAUUGCAUAUCGUACUGGAAAUAUUCUUAGUAUAAAUGGAGAAAAUACAACUGAACAACAUGUGAUGAAUGCUCUUCGACAAAUGGUUCAGAAAUGGAAACAGCAAGGCAUAUAUAUUGAUAUCAGUGAUUUUACACUAUAUCCGAAACUAGACGCAUUCCCAGCUCGAUCUGUUAUGUUCUUAGAAUUGGUUGACGAAAAUUCUCAACGUGACAAUAAAGUAAUCAAUCAACAACAAAAAAAUAUUACAAAAUAA
Messenger RNA from Rotaria sordida, 357 nucleotides. Lineage: Eukaryota; Metazoa; Rotifera; Eurotatoria; Philodinida; Philodinidae. The record is from the annotation of a GenBank genome assembly.